GCCGCUGAGAAAAUGAAAACAUUGAAAACAAUCCGACGAGAAGAACUUGUUGGUGAAUGGUAGUUUUAAGAAUUUCACAAUUUUCGGAUUUUUAAAUUAAUAAUUAUAUAUUUUUGGUGUACUUAAAAUUAUAUUUCCUGUUUUACACGUGACCACUUACAGUUAGUACGUUAGUACAAUUUUGUAUAUGACAUGUACGUUUGUUACUUCAGAUAACAAACAACAACUAAUAUUUAAUCAGAAAAAAAAGUAAUCGAAAUGUUGUUGAAGAGUAAUCCAUAAUGUCUGAACACAGGAAACAUUCUAGGAUCUCGGUGAUGCAAAUGUUUCAUGAGCUCAAACAGCAAUUUCCAACAGUUCCAGAUCAAGUAGUUUCUGAUUGUAUACUUAAGCAUUCAACUAACCGAGAAGCUUGUGUAUCAAAUCUAAAAAGUGUUCAGAAAAAUUAUGUUCAACAAACUUAUCCAUCUGACAUUGUAGAUAAAAUGGCUAACAGGCCCAAGUCUCUUGAAAUGUCACAAAAUAAUCUUUCCUUGCCUAAAUUACAAUUUUUAAAUAGACCACAACAGUUAGAUGGAACUAAAGAUUCAAUAAAUUCAAAUAGAAGUGAUAUAGAUAAUACACAAAUUUUAGAUAUAGAUUUUAAUAUAAAUAGAUGUCAAUGUUCAUCUGUUUCGGCACCAUCAACUCCUUCACAACAACAUCAAGGAGAAAAUAGACACAAAUCUUGUCUUUCAUUAGAUUCUGUGCCAUUUGUUGAUACACAGUGUCGACCAUUCACUUCUGUAAGCCUUACCUUAAGAACGCCUACUAAAGAUCCUUUACCUCCUUUAGAUUUAUCAGCCGGUGGAGGUUCUGAACUCACAUAUACAGCUUGUUCAUUUGAUCCAACUACUGACCCUAAAAAUUGUUAUCAAUCAAGACUUCAUAUAAGUAUAGACCCCGAAGGUGAAACAACUGUGACUACUUCUCGUGUUAUGGUAUCCCCAACAAAUAUCAAAUCUAUUAAUCGGAUGACUGAAAUUCAACUUCCUGGACCAGUUCAAAUUGAUAAUAUUUUACCUAAAACUAAAAUGGUAAUUAAUGCUCAAUUAGAACGAAAACAAAAGUUGGCUUCAGAAUUAUUAGCUGAAAAACAAAGACUAGAAAUCAUGAAAAAAAAUGUGGCAUUGAUGGAAGAAGAUAUUUCUAAAAGACGUUCAUAUUCCAGAAAGAUUGAACGUUUAAGGAAUGAUGUUGAAUUAUUACGAAUAGAAUGUAACAAAUUAGCUGUUCAAGUUGAUACAGCAUCAGAAAAUCAAGUUCCAUUGGACACAACAAAUAAACAAUUUUAUAAUAAAAUUUAUACUGGACAAAAAAUUUCUUUUGGGAAAAUGCACAAAGAAUAUCAAGAACAUUCAGAAAACCAAAACUGGGUUUGUCCUAUGUGCACAUUCCAAAAUCAUCCAAUAUUGCCAAGAUGUGAACAAUGUGAUAUGGCUCGCUUCGAUCUAGGAAAACCACAGCCAUAUCCUGGAAAUAUUCAUGUAAGAGUUACACAUCGAUUAAAUCAUCAAAGAAAAACUACAAGUUUGUACUGAAGUAUUGAUUUUGGAUGUUUGUUGAACUAAAUCAUCAGUGUCUUCAGUUGAUUGGACGAAAUAAAAUGUCACCUAAUGCCUUUAAUGUGAUAUUUAAAAGUAUAGGGUUAUUUUUUUUAUUUUGCAUUUUAUUUUACAUUACAAGUACCUAAUCUGAAAUAUAUAGGUAUUCAUAGAGGAUUUGAUAAUUGCUCAUUUAUACUGUUAUUAAAAAUUAUCAAUCCUCUAGAUACACUCUGUAUAUGUUAAAAAUAAUUUUGUAUAC
Messenger RNA from Melanaphis sacchari, 1845 nucleotides. RefSeq lists its product as uncharacterized. NCBI's taxonomy places the organism in Eukaryota, Metazoa, Arthropoda, Insecta, Hemiptera, Aphididae. Gene Ontology annotation, molecular function: ubiquitin binding. The transcript is spliced from 9 exons. The coding region runs from base 282 to 1580 and encodes 432 amino acids. The record is from RefSeq and is a predicted model, not a curated record.